AUGAAAUUCGUUCUCUUAUUACUUGAUAUAAUAUUAAUAUUUUUUAUUAAAAUUUUAAAAAAUUAUGAAAGGAAAUAUAUAUUAGUUAAAUGUAAUAAAUAUUAUUUAAAAAGAUCUUUUAAUGUUAAAAGAAAUAUUAAAAUAUUAAACUUUUUAAAUUUAUGUAAUUCUAGAAAAUUUUUUAAAUUAUAUAUGACUAGAAAAUUCAAGUACAAAUAUAGAAAUACUUUAGAAAAAAGGAAAAGAAAAGGACACAUAAAAAACCAAAUAAAUCAGAAAUUAAAAAAAAAACAUAGUGCAUAUAUUGUUAUAACUGAAAAAUUAAGUAAAUUAGACCCUGAUCAAAAAUAUUUUAAAUAUGAUAAAAAUAUUUUAAAAGAAUAUGAAAAUAUAAAAGAUAUCUAUAAAAAUAGAAAAUUAGGUAGAAAAUUUAAUCAAUUCAAUUACUGGUAUUCGUCAAAUAAAAAGGAAGCUAAAAUUAAUUAUAGUAGACAUGUAAAUUUUGCUAUAACUAAUAAUAAAUUUAAUUUUAAAAAUGUAUUUUCAUACUUUCAUAUAUUAGAAAUUGUUCAUGAAAAAUUUAAAAAUAAUCCAUUUUACAUUAAUGGGUUACAAGCAUUUAUAAAUAAAUAUUACGAUCCAGUUACACAAAAGAGAAUUAAAUUUUACGAUAAGAUAAAAGAGCAAUUGGAAAUUAAAAAGAAAAAUGGUGACAUAAAUAAAGAAAAAGAUACUAAAAAAAAUAUUUAUGAAAAAGGUAAUAAAAGUGAAACUGAAGAAAAUUUAGAUAAUAUAAAUAUAACUAGUGAAACACAAAAAGAUGAUAAAAUUAAUAAAAAAGAAGAUGCUGAAAAUAGUAAUAAUAACUUAGAUAUUAUAGAUGAAAAUGAAUUAAAAAAUGAUCAAAUAGAUGAUACAAAUAAUUUUCAAAAUGAUGAACAACUCGAAAAGGAGGGAGUUACUAAAUCAAAAAGUGAGUUUUUUGAAUUAAUAAAGAAUAAUAUUGGCACUUUAACAUAUUCUCAUGAGGUAAAUGAUGAUUCAUCAUUUAAACUUUUUGGUUCUUCUACAAGCUGCAUUUUGAAAAAAAAUGCACCGUUAGCUUAUGAUAUUAAAAAUCCUUUUAUGAAAUCAAAAUUAUCAUCCAAAAGAAGAAGAUUUAAAGAGAGAAAACUUUUUGAUAUAAUUAAUUUUAAAUGUAAAAAUAGAAAAGAACGUUUAAUGCUAAAUGCUGUAAGAAAAUUGUCAAAAAGAAAAAUGAAAAAUGAAAAAUAUGUUCUAGAUUCAUUGAAAGUUGCAUAA
Plasmodium gallinaceum is the source of this 1302-nucleotide messenger RNA. RefSeq names its product conserved Plasmodium protein, unknown function. Bases 1 to 1302 code for a protein of 433 amino acids. NCBI's taxonomy places the organism in Eukaryota, Apicomplexa, Aconoidasida, Haemosporida, Plasmodiidae. The record is from RefSeq and is a predicted model, not a curated record. The transcript has a single exon.